Messenger RNA from Aureococcus anophagefferens, 1830 nucleotides. RefSeq lists its product as hypothetical. Gene Ontology annotation, cellular component: mitochondrion. The record is from RefSeq and is a predicted model, not a curated record. Lineage: Eukaryota; Pelagophyceae; Pelagomonadales; Pelagomonadaceae. Gene Ontology annotation, biological process: protein complex oligomerization; [2Fe-2S] cluster assembly. The coding region runs from base 1 to 1830 and encodes 609 amino acids. The transcript is spliced from 4 exons. Gene Ontology annotation, molecular function: ATPase activator activity; protein-folding chaperone binding.
AUGCCGAAGGGGCAGGGCUACUACGGCCCCUACCUGAAGAUGUCGAGCCCGAGCAACCCCGUGGCCACGUUCCACUCGAGCAGCCGGCCCUUCACGGCGCCGAGCAGCCCCGGCAAGGCCGUCUUCCCCGAAUUCGCCGCCGUCGGCGCCCGCGUCUACGAUUCGACCAUCUCCCCCGUCCUCACGCCCCAGACCCAGCGGACGGGGCCCUCGUGGGCGACGGGCCUCGCCACGGACCGGCCGAACACGCGCGAGAAGCUGCGGUCGCUGGCGCCGACGAGCCAGCCCGCGCACCUCCGGACGCGGCCCAUCUGCAAGAGCGCCCAGCGCGGCACGCUCAUCCUGCCCGACUCGUUCAGCGGCAUGGCCUCGGCGCUCCACAUGAGCGAAACGCACAUCCCCGGCCUGCACACGGAGAAGUACAAGAAGGAGGUCGACGAGGAGGGCGUCGUCAAGCCCAUCCACAUCGUCGGGACCGUGACCAAGGUCGCGGGCGAGAGCCUGCUCCGGAGCCCCUUCGGGGGCGACUGCGGCGUCGCCUGCCAGGUCUCCGUGUACAAGAACGACGGCUUCCCGCUCAAGGGCCAGAUGGAGUACCUCUUCACGGGCACGGAGGCGUUCCGCUUCGAGGUCCAGGGCCACAGCGCGGAGAAGGGCACGGUGCCGCCGACGGAGCCCGUGCGCUACCUGCUCGACGCGGACAUGUCGAAGGUGACCUUCAAGCUCCGGGAGACGCACUCGGAGCAGUACAUCGUCAUGGACAAGAAGACGCGCGAGAUCCGGUCGCACGCGACCGACCGCAAGUGGGAGGGCCUGACGGUGCGGCCCAACGCCAUCAUGUUCUGGGAGCGCCACUGCUCGUCGUCGCGCAAGGGCGAGCAGUCCAUGCUCCGGUCCAUGCUCCACGCGCCGAUCCCGAUCCCGCGCCUCGCGAAGGAGCGCGUGUUGAAGCUCGGCGACACGGUGUCGGUCUACGCCAUCCCGACGGACCUGGGCGACGGCACCAUCGCGCUCCGGCCGACGGACGAGGGGCGCCUCGUCGUCUGCAACAGCGACACCGUCGCGCGCGCGCUCGGCUUCAAAAAGUACCCGAACGUGGACUCGAUCGUCUCCGGCCAGAUGCGCACGGUCACGCCCGUGCCCAUGAGCCAGCCGACGAACUCGCCCGCGGACUCGUCGGACGACGAGCUCGCGCCGCGCUGCGCGCGCGCAUACGCACGCACCGGCGCGCGCCGGUUCGCGGCGCUCGGCGACCACUUCUUCGGCGCCGACGGCGCGCUGGCCGCGGAGCCGCACCACGUGGACCACUUUGCGCUCUUCGGCGUCGCGGCGCACUUCGACGUCGACGGCGCGGCGCUCGACGCGGGCCUGCGGCAGCUGCAGCACCGGCUCCACCCGGACCGCUUCGCGAGCGCGCCCGAGGCGCAGAAGCUCCUCGCGGACGCGGCGAGCGCGCGCGUCAACGACGCGCUCGCGGUCUUGCGCGAUCCGCUGCGCCGCGCGGACUACGCGCGGUCCCUGGCUACCGGCGACCUCGUCCUCGACGACGAGACGCGCCAGGCGCCGGGCGCGCUGCUCCUGGCCGUCAUGGAGGCGCGCGAGGCCGUCGACGACGCGGCGAGCCUCGAGGACCUCGCGGCGGUCGUCGCCGCGAACGACGGCGACGUCGCCGCGGCGACGGCCGCGCUGCGGGAGGCGCUGGGCGCCGGCGAUCUUGAGAGUGCCGCGGAGCGCAUCGUCGAGCUCAAUUUUUACGGCAAGAUCGACGCGGAGGCGCGCGAGGCCGCGGACGCGCGCGGCUUCGGCGAGCUGCCGCGGCGCGCGUGGUAG